ACUGUACACACACACUGCAAUGGUGUAUCACUCCUAGCACUGAAUAUUCUAGAAGACUCUGUCCUAAACUAAUCUACAUGUAUACACCAGAGCAUAAUGUCACUGGUAGAUCAACCUAGAAACUUCAUGAAUAGUUUAGAAAUGAAAAUCACUGACUAUAAAACAGAGAGAGCAAAGGCAACAAAACUCAGAGUUAUAAAACAAGCGAAACUAGUCACAAGAGGAACUUAGAGAAACUUCAAGAGAUAAAGAAGAUGCCUAGUCUAAAGGUUCACUUUAAUGGAGAGACAAGAAGGACACAAGUCCAGGAAGACGUCACUUAUGAUGGUCUCUUACAGAGUAUCAUCUCUCUAUUCCCUGGACUGGAUGAAUCCAGUGCUCCUACACUGAGGCUCUUCUAUAGAGACACUGAUGGGGACAUUAUCACCCUCUCCUCUGAUGAAGAGGUGACCACAGCUAUAGCUGAGAUACCCUCGGGCGGAGUCUGGAGGUUGACGGCUCGUUUGGUAAAACCUCCUUCCAGUUCUUCCUCAGGAAGUGGAAACCAGACACACCCACUUUUAGAUCUAUUUGAAGCUCUAGUGAAUCCACUUCAGAGCGUACUUGAUAAAGAAGAGAAUAAGACUGGAGAAGAGAGCGAGAAGAAAGAAGGAGAGGAGGAGGAGACUAAACAAGAGGAAACAACAACUGAAGGAGAAGGAGCCAGUCCCAAUGAAGAAGGAGUCACUGCUGAAGGGAGUGAGACAGUAAAGGAAGAUGAAACUAAAGAAGAGAAAGUCAAAUCAAAACCCAAGACAGGCAGUGGUCCAGUCUGGACUACCUAUGAGAUAAGAAUGGGUCCAUCCCAUAAUAAAUACUGUCAAUGUCACAGGCGCUUGCUGAGGCCACCACCAUCACUCUUCAGUCUAAACUUAUUUUAGACUAAAAGGACACUAAAACUUAUUUCGAACUCGUAUCAUUAUCAUGUACAUUUAUUGUUGUUAACAGUUUCUUAAUAGCUAUACUUG
Messenger RNA from Amphimedon queenslandica, 1007 nucleotides. RefSeq lists its product as uncharacterized. The record is from RefSeq and is a predicted model, not a curated record. Lineage: Eukaryota; Metazoa; Porifera; Demospongiae; Haplosclerida; Niphatidae. Gene Ontology annotation, molecular function: protein binding. Bases 255 to 920 code for a protein of 221 amino acids. The transcript has 2 exons.